AUGGGCGGCUGCACUGGGUGGGGAUUGUGCGAGAGUUAUGUUGCAGCCUUUGUGAAGUCUCUGGCCAACUCCAAGGAAGAGCGCACUUCCGGUGAGGAGUACAUAAAGAGUUGCCAGCUGCAGCCAGGCUUCCUACAGGCCUUGGUGGCGGUGAGCGGUGACGGAGCUGUGGACUCUGGCAUCAGAACCGCGGCUUUGGUCUACUUGAAGAAUGAAAUUUCGAACCGUUGGCACCCGAAUGACUUCAAUAGCCACCAAGUGUACGGCGAGGCUGACCGCCAGAUGAUUAAGAAUACAAUUUUGCCUUUGAGCGCUUCCAUCCCUUUGAGCGAGGUUGCUUUGAGGAAGACGGUGGACCAAAUUUGCUUCAUCCUACUCCGGGGUUCUUUGACGGAGGACUGGCCCGGAUGUCACGAGACGGUAACGAGUAUGUUACGGGAUCGCGGGAACAUCCAGAAUGUGGUGGCGGCCUUGGGCUUUAGUGUUAAGCUUGGGUACAAGUACAGUACGGCCUAUCGCACGGAAAUUAAGCCAGAGUGUGUGAACGGUGCUGCUGAGUUGGGCCAGUUGAUAUUGGAAUUGGUGCAGUCCCUGGGCCCGAACGAGCUGUACAGCUCGCUAGCAGCGGCGUACGUGGUGAAGCAAGCUGCAAAGUUUUACUUCCGCGUCCAAGCGUUGCUCAAGAAGACGGAGUGGUUCAGCACGAGUCUGGGUGUAUGGCAGCGGUUCCUCACGGCGGUGUUGACGACGCGGGUGCCUGUGGGUGGUGCAGAUGCUGCGACGGUGCAGUUGUGUGUGAAGGCUAAGAAGUGGGCCGUGCAGUGCUUCCGGAAAGAGACGAUGAGUUUCUGCACGCCGAGGUCUGCAAGUUCGCAGAAUGACGUGCCGGCAGCAGAGACUUAUCGCGCCCAAUUUUCGGCGGACGUAAUCCGGUUGCUGAUGAAGAUGCUAAUGGAAUGCCAUCAGCAGCGUUCUGCAGGUUACGAUGCUUACGACAAGUUGGAAGGCAUCAUCCUGAACACUUUGUCUUACGCACUUGAGUGUGCCAAUUGCUACAAGGUCAUAAAGCCCGAGAUCGAGAAUAUGAUUGCCGCUAUCAUUCAUCCGUUGCUAUGUUAUACAGAUGACAACAUGAACGACCGAGACAUGGACCCGUUGGCCUACGCCAAGGAGUCUGAUGAGACCUUUUGUACCUUCAACCCCGCCGAGAGUGCGGCCGGCUUCUUUGCUUCACUGAAUCGUCUCCGAAGUGUGGACUUCUUGCCGUACUGCAGCCAGUUCGUGCAGCAGGAGUACACCGCCUACGCUGCGAACCCCGUUAAGGGCGUGGGCUCGGAAGCAUCUAAACGUAAAUAUGGCGCACAUCGAAUGCUCGCUGAAAUUUCUAGACGCCUGACCUGCAAGAAGAGACAGUUGCAACUGGAGGACCUAAUCUACGCCCACGUCGCCGGCGACCUAGUCGGUGAAGACGUCUGGCUUCGAGGGGCUGCUUGCUUCCUGCUCACUAAUUUGUUCGAGAAAUGGGAACUCGAGAUCAAGAACCCCUCAGGGCUCGUAGACCUGCUUCGCCAGGUCCUGAUUAACAGCCGCCACGCUGACUGCACUGUGCGGACCGAGGCCUUGAGAGCGUUGACAGUAUUUAUCGAAUUCCAGAAUGACUCACUACGGGAGUUCAUUACCCAGAACAUCAAGGAGAUUGUGCAGAAUUUGUUGAGUAUGACUGGUCAGCUGGAAAUCGCUGACACCGCUCUAUCGGCUCUAGCCAUACUGGUCGAGUCCUUCUCUGCAGAUGUGCUUGCAUUAGCACCCACGAUUGUGGAAGAGCUCGUAAGAAUGUUUGCUCAAAUCACCGAAAAAAUGAAAGGAGCCGAAAUGACUGAGGAACUAGACCAAAUUGAAAUGACUAGAGCAAGCGUCUCGUUGGCCCUUACCUCUCUAUGUACCACCUUGGUCUUAGACGAGCAAUGCAAGAAAAAUAUGGGAAUUUUGGCCCCGAUUAUGCGGCCAUAUCUGGUUCUUGCCAUGACCCCAGAUUCGGAAGAGGUUGUAGAGGACGCAGUGAAGAUCCUGAACAUGAUCACAUACGACAUCGAGAUAAUCCCCGAGAACUAUUGGAUCUUCUAUGACGUGAUGUACCAGGGUAUCUGUGGUGGUCCGAAGCCGUUGGUGGUGGACGAGGAGUCUUGGGGCAUGAUGCAUUUGUCGGACUUUAUUUUGGCUCUGGACAAUUAUGUGGUCAAAGGUCUGCAGAAGUUCCUGACAGAGUCUUCGCCGGUCACUGGUAUUGCCUACAAGCAGGAGUAUCUACAGAUGAUUGAAGUGGCUCUGGCCAGCGGCGAAGACGACACCAAGAACCCCAUAUCAGGUUUGAUGAUGUUGUACUUCCUCACUGACGCACUUACACGAGAUUUGACGCCGGAGGUGAUAACGAGCAUUUUGGGUAUUGUGGAGGGUUACCUGGCCAAGUAUAGUUUUGACUCUCAGCCGAAGGGAACAAUUGAGCAGAUCGUGAAGAUUUAUUUGACGAUGAUGGGUGGCAAUUUACAUCAGACAGUAUCUUACCUCUCAUCCAAGAACCAGCUGGUUCAAGUGUUGGAGUUGGUCUACAACCCUCAGUAUGUGAACGCUGUGUGUACCCGUAAGUUACAGAUCCUGGUCUCCUGCGCACUGUUGAAGGAGUUGAAGCAGAACACACUUGGUGAUGAGUUUAAGAACAAGGCCGAGACGAUCGUUAAGACCAUUGCCUACCAGUGCGAGCAGAUUGCAAAAUGCCGAGCUGACCUAGAACAGGAAUCAUCUGACUGGGACGAAGACUCAGAACAAGAACUAGGUGAGAAUCAAGACGCAACCGGUGAGGAGGAAUUGCUGGACAAACUACGGAAGAAAGGACUUCUUGACGAUGACAGUGAUGAAUACGAUCCGGCAAUUUUCCUUGAGUGCGACGAACGUGAAUCGCCUUAUAACGAAAUGUGUGACUACACCAUUGCCCGAGAUACCAUCCAGAGCUACCCUGACGUCUUCACACACGUGUUGGGCGAAGAAGACACCAAGAAACUUCUUGAGCAUCUAGACAACGUCAUUGAUAACAAGACCCAGCGGGCUAAAGAGUAA
Messenger RNA from Gregarina niphandrodes, 3111 nucleotides. RefSeq names its product importin-beta amine-terminal domain protein. Lineage: Eukaryota; Apicomplexa; Conoidasida; Eugregarinorida; Gregarinidae. The transcript has a single exon. Gene Ontology annotation, cellular component: cytosol; nuclear envelope. The coding region runs from base 1 to 3111 and encodes 1036 amino acids. The record is from RefSeq and is a predicted model, not a curated record. Gene Ontology annotation, biological process: protein import into nucleus. Gene Ontology annotation, molecular function: small GTPase binding.